Molecule: messenger RNA, 1365 nt
Organism: Sciurus carolinensis (gray squirrel)
Lineage: Eukaryota; Metazoa; Chordata; Mammalia; Rodentia; Sciuridae
Gene: Nxnl2
Product: nucleoredoxin like 2
Exons: 2
Coding region: 361-834 (157 amino acids)
Biological process (GO): photoreceptor cell maintenance; sensory perception
Source: RefSeq, a predicted model, not a curated record
GGGGCUCCGGGCGCAGACGACGGUUUCCCGCGGGAUGUGUAGCAAGCCCGGCAGGCUUCGCUCUGGAGGCGGUGCUGCGCUACAGCUGCAUUUGGGGUCGCCGGUGUCUGUGUAUCUCCCUCCUGCAGCGCCGACUCCACUACUUCGGCCCGAAGCGAGGCCAGAGGUGGGGUUCAGGCGGAGUCCUUGGGGCGGGUCUUGUGCCGCUCCGUCGCGGGCAGUGCGGAGAGGCGGAGCACAGCAGCCGCUCCCAGCCACCUGCCUGCCAGUGACCGUUCGCCGGCAGGUGUUCUCCGUCGGCAAGUGACCCCCGCUCCCUUGCAAGAGUUCUCGGUCCGCAGGAGACCGCCCGUCCGCGCCAUGGUGGAUGUGCUCGGCGGCCGGCGCCUGGUGACCCGCGAGGGCGCGGUGGUGGAGGCCGAGGCGGCGCUGCAGAACAAGGUGGUGGCUCUGUACUUUGCGGCAGGCCGGUGCGGCAUCAGCCGCGACUUCACUCCGCUGCUCUGCGACUUCUACACAGCUUUGGUGGGCCAGGCGCGGCGGCCCGCGCCUUUCGAGGUGGUCUUCGUGUCUGCGGACCGCAGCGCGCAGGAGAUGCGCAACUUCAUGCGCCAGCAGCACGGCGCCUGGCUGGCGCUGCCCUUCCACGACCCCUACCGGCAUGAACUGAAGAGGCGGUACCACAUCACCGCCAUCCCCAGGCUCCUGAUCCUGAAACAAAACGGGGAGGUGAUCACCAGCAAGGGGAGGAAGCAGAUCCGGGAGCGGGGGCUGGCCUGCUUCCAGAACUGGGUGGAGGCGGCAGCCGACGUGUUCCAGAAUUUCUCAGGUUGAACUGGGAGAGGGACCACAGAGCCUGGACAGGUGCCUCUCCUGCAGGGCAAACCCUGGAGGGAAGGAGGAGCCCAUUUUUCUUUCUUUCUUUCUCUCUACUCAGUGUUUCAUUUUAUUUCAGAGCAGAAGGGCUAAGCUGUGGCAGAAAAUAAAUGUUGCUCAGGAAAAAAACAAAACAAAAAAACCCUCCUUCUCCACCAUUUGGAUCCUGUCGCUACUUCGUGGUUAUUUUUAUUCUUUGCAUAGCUUUGGAAAUCUAUGCAAACAUUUACUUGUACAAGUCUCUUCAGGUAAAAUGAUCAAUUCAUUGAUAACUUUUCUGGAUGUCUGUCUCAUUUUAAUGAUAUGUUUUACAUGAGUUCACAACUAUAUUAAACAAGUUUGCAGACAGUAUGGUUUCUUGGUUUUUUUGUUUGUUUUUGGCAGUACUGGGGAUUGAACCCAGGGCUUCACCCAUGUUAGACAAGUGCUCUUCCACAGCUGCGUGCCCAGCCUGACUUUGUGCUUUAAUAAACAAAUGUUUACACCUGA